AUGGACGCAAUGGAAGGCGUGCCGGCGACUGAAGCCUGGCACCCUAGUGGGGACAUCACGGUAGACACAAUCCAGGCUCGGUUCGACCUCUUACAGUCCCUCGCAGGAGCGAUGGCAAGUCUGCAAAACCUUGAAUUCGAUAAGGCGGGUAUGUUUGACUUCGAGAACGGAGACCUGGAGAAACCAACAGUCGGCCCCAUACGCAUAUGGCGUGAGCCCUCCGGCCUGGAGCUAUACGAGGAAAAUAUUGAGGAUUUACUGGUUGUUCGACAGACCCGCAUCACUCCACCAGCAUCGACGGCUCGACACUACUUCUCAUCAGUCCUUGACUCCCGGAAUUACGAUCUCCACGAUGAUGACCGAGGUAGAGGAGUGAUUAAGGUGGCCGAGAAAGCUUUGGGGUACCAUCCAUUCCGGAAAUAUUUGAAGCCACACUUACUACAGGACGAAACUGAAACCUUCGUAGUUCAGCACCCGGAUUUCAACCUGCAGAAUAUCCUUUGCGAUCCUGAAACCCUCAAGAUUACAGCAAUAGUCGAUUGGCACCUCGUUAGGAUAGUUCCGCGACGUGUCGGCUUUUCUGCAGUCCCAAUAUGGCUUCGGGAAGACUGGUUACCUUACUAUCUGUGGCCUAUCUCUUCUACCCUAGCCGUCAAUCAGUUGGACAUGUACCGCGAUCACUACGCGAAAUGCCUGUCAGAGGCCAUGGGCGGGGAAUGA
Molecule: messenger RNA, 720 nt
Organism: Mytilinidion resinicola
Lineage: Eukaryota; Fungi; Ascomycota; Dothideomycetes; Mytilinidiales; Mytilinidiaceae
Exons: 1
Coding region: 1-720 (239 amino acids)
Source: RefSeq, a predicted model, not a curated record